Molecule: messenger RNA, 1563 nt
Organism: Cordyceps militaris CM01
Lineage: Eukaryota; Fungi; Ascomycota; Sordariomycetes; Hypocreales; Cordycipitaceae
Product: general substrate transporter
Exons: 1
Coding region: 1-1563 (520 amino acids)
Biological process (GO): transmembrane transport
Molecular function (GO): transmembrane transporter activity
Source: RefSeq, a predicted model, not a curated record
AUGGGAGAAGCAACUCCUACAGACACCGAACGGCAACGGCCAGAGGUGGAAGAAGUAUUGCCACAGCCCUCUCCCGCCGACGAGGAGAAGCUUCCCAUCCAGCGCACGAAUUCGCGGGCACCUUACUCUGUUCACUCAAAAAACGUGAAGCGCUUGUUGGUACUUGGAGCAGCGGGUACGGCCAUCUUCUCGCCCAUAUCAGCCCAAAUAUACCUGCCCGCGCUCAUUCCCAUCGCCAAGAGCCUCCAUGUGAGCGCCGCAAAGGUCAACCUCACCAUCACCACGUACAUGGUCUUGCAAGGCAUCACGCCCAUGUUUGUCGGCUCGCUGGCCGACGCAGGAGGCCGGCGGCCGGCUUACAUUUUGUGCUUUGUCAUCUACCUGGCUGCCAACAUUGGGCUGGCACUGGCUCCCAACUAUGCUGCUGUACUCGCCCUGCGCUGUCUGCAGUCGGCUGGAUCCAGCAGCACCGUCGCUCUGUGCACUGCCGUUGUUGCCGAUGUGGUCACCUCUGCGGAAAGAGGGCAGUAUAUCGGCUUCACCGUCCUCCCCUCUGUUCUGGCCCCUUCCCUGGGCCCGGUGCUGGGAGGUGUACUCUCGCAGUACCUUGGCUGGCGGUCGAUAUUCUGGUUCCUGGCCAUCUCUAGCGGCGUGACUCUGCUCUUGGUUCUCGCAUUCUUCCCUGAAACCUGCCGACGCAUUGUGGGGGACGGAUCCGUUGCGCCACCGCCAAUGUAUCGUUCCCUUCUCCAGACAAUACGCCUGCGCAAGGAGAAUCGCAAGGCUGAUGAAGAACAGUACAUUGAAAGCGGGUUGGAAACAACCGCGGCAGCUGGCGAAAACAAGUUCAAAUUCAAGCCGCCAAACGUCCUCGAGGCGGUCAGGAUGCUCUUCCGCCGGUCAUCAGGCCUUUUGCUGUGGUCCAGCAGCGUCAUCUUUGCCGGAUUCUACUGCAUCGCAGCCGCGAUGCCUGUCCUCUUCCACAAACGCUACCACUUCAACGAGACGCAGGUUGGCCUCAUGUAUCUGCCCAUUGCGGGAGGCUCCAUCAUCGCGGCGCUGGUCGUCGGCCGGGGCAUGACGUGGAACUACAAGCGGCACUGCACCAUGGCCGGAGUCUCGUUUGAUCGCAGCCGCCAGAUGGACAUGACCAAUUUUCCCAUUGAGCGCGCACGUCUCGAAAUCGGUAUCCCGUUGAUGCUGCUCGCAGGGGCGUGCCUCAUCGCCUGGGGCUGGGCGGUGCACUUUCAUGCCCAUAUCGCGGUUCUAUGUGUCAUCAUGGUCUUUCUCGGGAUUGGACUGAUUGGGAUGACCAAUUCGAUGAAUGUGCUCCUGGUUGAUAUGCACCCAGGAAAGGCAGGCACUGCGACGGCGGCGAAUAACCUCACAAGGUGUCUUGUCGGUGCUGGGGCCACAGCAGCUAUUGUGCCGCUGGAAAGAGCAAUUGGCGUCGGAAAAGCAUUCUCGAUUGUAGGAAGCCUGUUCUUCAUCUGUCUUACACCGCUGGCUUUGCUGGCGCUGAAGGGCAUGAAAUGGAGGCAAAUGCAGAAGAAGGGAACAUAG